AUGGCGGCACAGUUUGCAGCAGCAGGAGUCCUCACCGGGCUUCUCGCUCUUGCAACAUUUGCAAGCUGCAACACUGAAGGUGACAUACUGUACAAGCAAAGGCAGGCAUGGGAGGACCCAAACAAUGUGCUGCAGAGCUGGGAUCCGACUCUUGUCAAUCCCUGCACCUGGUUCCAUAUCACCUGCAACAACGAUAACUCUGUCAUCCGUGUGGAUCUAGGGAACGCAGGCAUCUCAGGCCCUCUGAUUCCAGAUCUGGGAGGACUUGAGAACCUCCAGUACCUUGAGCUGUACGACAACAUCCUGAAUGGUUCAAUCCCAGCAACACUCGGAAAUUUGUCAAAUCUUGUCAGCUUGGAUCUUUAUAGUAACCUUCUCACUGGAGCCAUACCAACUACACUUGGAGCCAUCAGCACGCUGCGAUACCUGAGGUUGUACGAGAACAACCUGACAGGGUCUAUACCACCAUCUUUGGGCAAUCUGACGAGUCUUGAGAGGUUGGAGCUGCAGAAGAAUGCGCUGAAUGGUGCAAUUCCAUCAUCUCUCGGGAACAUCAAAUCAUUGCAGUUCCUGAAGUUGAACGCGAAUAUGCUGAGCGGCACACUUCCAUUGGAAGUCCUCUCUCUUGUCAUUGCUGGGAAUCUGACCGAGCUAAAUAUUGCAAAGAACGACUUGGCCAGCACUGUCAGAUCAUCAGGUUUAAGAGUGACUGCAAUCAUCCAGGACAAGCUGAAAACUACAUGA
Miscanthus lutarioriparius is the source of this 744-nucleotide messenger RNA. NCBI's taxonomy places the organism in Eukaryota, Viridiplantae, Streptophyta, Magnoliopsida, Poales, Poaceae. The record is from the annotation of a GenBank genome assembly.